Colossoma macropomum (tambaqui) is the source of this 7099-nucleotide messenger RNA. RefSeq names its product HEAT repeat containing 1 (gene heatr1). The record is from RefSeq and is a predicted model, not a curated record. Bases 153 to 6602 code for a protein of 2149 amino acids. Lineage: Eukaryota; Metazoa; Chordata; Actinopteri; Characiformes; Serrasalmidae. Gene Ontology annotation, molecular function: snoRNA binding. Gene Ontology annotation, biological process: maturation of SSU-rRNA from tricistronic rRNA transcript (SSU-rRNA, 5.8S rRNA, LSU-rRNA); positive regulation of transcription by RNA polymerase I. Gene Ontology annotation, cellular component: small-subunit processome; 90S preribosome; t-UTP complex. The transcript is spliced from 45 exons.
GGAGGCGGUGUGAGCAGCACAUGGAGCGGAGGGGGGUUCGGACACGUUGAGAAGCUGUUUUAGAGUUUUAUAAAGGUUUAUAAGCUGUGUGUUCCUCUGUCUGAGCUCCAUAGACGCCCCUAACGCCUGCUUUAGUCCACACGGUUGUGAAUAUGACUUCGUUAGCCCAUCAGCUGAAGCGGCUCGCGCUGCCCCAGAAUGCUCCAGAAGUGCUCACACGGAGGGAGACCGUCUCGCUCCUGUUUGACCCGAAACAUGCGGCCACUUUGGACAAAGACAACUUCUACGCACUCGGCUGUACGGGGCUGGAGGAGCUGUUGGGGAUCGAACCAGCAUUUGCGGAGUUCCAGGAGACGCUCUUCAGCGAGGCGUCUGUACGCCUGGAGCGAGGUGUGCAGUCCAAAGAGGUCAACCAGAAGCUGGACAAGAGCAUCUCCCUCUUCCUCACCCGCCUGUCCCCCUACUUCCUGCUCAAACCGGCUCUGAAGUGUCUGGAGUGGCUCAUACACAGGUUCCACAUUCACUUGUAUAACCAGGAUAGCCUGAUUGCCUGUGUGUUACCGUAUCAUGACACCAAACUGUUUGUGAGAGUAAUUCAGCUUUUGAAGAUUGACGACCCCACCCACAGAUGGCAUUGGCUGCAUGGACUUCAGAAACCUGGAGUUCCUUUGGCCAGAGGCACUUUACUCACUCACUGCUAUAAAGAUCUGGGCUUCAUGGACUUCAUCUGCACCAUGGUGACAAAGUCAGUGAAGGCCUAUUCGGGGUUCGUCCAUGAUGGACGCUGUGCGCAGCUGCGAGUCAUUUUUUCUUUCUACGCGGCAGCCAUCGUUCCCGCUUUGGAGGCCGUGGAGAAGGUCACUGAUUCCAUUGUAGCCAAACUGCUCCCAUAUGUGCAACUGGGUCUGAAAUCAGAGCUGGUGGACUAUAAAGCUGCCACCUACAUGAUCGUGUCUCAGCUGGCGGUGAAGGUGGUGAUGCAAGCAGAACUGGUGAACACGCUGGCUAUCCAGGUGAGCAGGUCGUUGGGCAGAGGUCCAGCGCUGACCUCUGAGGGCCUGUCGUGCCUGAUCGUCCUCCUACAGAACCAGAAGGAAGGAGUCGUCGGACCAAAGCCGUUUGGGUACCUCUGUGCGGUGCCCUCUUUGGUGCCCUCCCUGCAGACCAUAGCAGCAUCCUAUGAUAUCAGUCCUUUACUGCGCUACCUGCUCCCACAUCUCAUUCACUCCGUCAUCACACAGAAUGAGUUGCAGGAAGAGGGUCUGGACAGCGCCCCACAUGACCGGCUGCUGGAGUCGGUCCUCCAGAUGCUUCCUCUCACCAGCGGCCUGGAGAGCUCAGCGGCAAGGCUUCUGCUGGAGGAAUAUGUGUCCUGUGGUGCAGAGCUCGGCUCAGACAGAAUGUCCUCCCUCAACCAGAAGAUCCAGCCAGUCGUCAGGCUCUUUGAGCACAAGUAUCCUGGAGCUCUGGAUGCUGUUCUGGAGGCUCGUGUUAGUGAGCUGACCACAGAUCAGCAGAAGGACCUUCUCCACCAGUUCCUCUCUCUCACCAUGAGCUGCGGCAAAUACCGGGUGCUGGCAGAUUCAGACACGUCUCUGAUGCUCAGUCUUAACCACCCGCUGUCCUCUGUGAGGAACUUGGCUCUGGACCACUUGAAAAACAUUCUCGCUACAAGACCGGAGGGGUUUGACGAGGCCUUCCUGAAGGACGCUCUGCUGGAGAGGAUAAAGGAUGAUGCUCCUGAGGUCGUCCUGUCUGCGCUCUCAGCCCUGCAGCUGUACGUUGAUCAGAUGGAUCCAGAGAGCACAGUAUCCAGUUUGAUUUCUCUUCUUCAUCGGAUCAAGCCAUCGGACUCUGCACGCUGGUGUGUGGCGCUGAAGGAGGCGGUCCGAACGCUCAGUGAUUCGCGCCUUAGUGAGGUCAGCGCUGACCUGAGGGCCCGGAUUAGCUGGGAGCUGCUGCCCUUCCUGCUGGUGACCAAUCCAGAGCUGGAGUCCACAGAGAUGCAGCUGACGCUGUGCGUGUCUGAGACGCACCUGCUGACCAAACAUCCUCUGACGCAGGGCUGGAGUGACGUGCUGAAAGACAUUCUGCAGAAAACUCCCCCUGCUGAUGUCGUGGGAGUGGCCACCCAGGUGCUCAUCAGCACUCUGACCAAAAACCUGUCCAGCAUGGAGCCGUCAGACAAACGCAACGCCAUUGAGAGUGUGUGUGCACUGCUGGGCAGGCAGGGCACUGGUGUUCGAGAAAGGGCUUCAUUCGUGGUGCUGAGUCACACUCUGCUCCAGGCUCUGGACUCUCUGAGUGAAAGCCAACAUCUCCACACGGCCCAGAAGCUCUUCGGCCUGCUGGAACCCGCGCUGAAACAGCUGGACACAGCACAGCUGUGUGAAGGUCAGGACGUGGUGAUUCUGCCCGUGUACGAGGUGCUCGGAGGCUUCCUGUCCAAACUACGCGCCGGACAGAACGCAGAGAGGGAGCACGGCCUCCUCCUCCUCGCUCUCCUCCGGGUCUUCAUCAGCGCUCUCAAAUGCCCCGAGUCCUCGUUCAAAGGUGACCGCUGGUGGAACCCAGAGAAGCUGGACACGAGUACGUGCUGUUACCUGCAGCUGCUGUGCCGUGUGUUUGAUGUGGUGGUGUCAGGGGCCGGUCAAGGACCGCUGGCCUCCUGCUUUAGGGCCCUCAUGCAGCUCCUGUUACAGGAGCACCUGAGUGAGCCGGAGCAUCUCUUUAAGUUCCUGUCACUGCUGUGGUGUUACAGCAAUAAUCUGGGUGACCAGCUGGAGGUCCGCGUGUCUGCCCUGCUGCAGACUCGCGCCCUGUACGUGGCCAAGGCACUGCUGACCACCGUUCCUUCAAAAAAGCUCAGCCUGCUGGCCUCCGCCUCCUCACCAGUUGUGCCGUCCCUGCUGGCGUGUCUGAGCUGCGGGGUGGGGGAGGUGAGGAGAGCUGCGCUGGCUGUGUUUCAGACCCUCGCCAGAGUCACCUCCUCCCCAUACAGCCCUUUGAUGGAGAAACUGCUCAGUGCGGCUGAGGAGCUGAUCGCUGACCCCGCGUACCUGAGCCAGGCUCUGUCCAGGCUGUACGAGGAGGCUGUGACUGUGACUGUGAAGGGCAGAAACAAGCUGCUGUUGGCUGUAGAGCAGCUCCUGCAGUGUGUUCAGGCUCCUGACUGUCCCAGCUACAUGGCUAAAGUGCUGCUGCGAGCGCUGAGGAACGUCAACGGAGAGUCGGUGCUGUCCGUCCUCCUGCCUGCUGCGGAGCGUCUGCUGGAGCAGUUUGCUCUGGACUCGUCGGUCUUCCUGCCGGACGAGGCUCUGUUCCUGCAGCUGUUGCUGGAAAAGUAUAACGAGGCGUCCGCAGCGCUGCUGUCCCGCGACUCCCGCAGCCUGGAGCUCUUCGUCACGGCUCUGCGCACCUCCUCCCGGUCCUAUCCUCACAUCGCCAGCUUCCAGAUCAUCACCCUGGAGCAGAUCAAUAAGCCCUUCUUUGCGGCGCUGGGUGAUGAGAAGAUCCAGCAGAGGAUUCUGGGAGUGCUGUUUGACCUGCUGGUGGACAGCAAAAACCCAGCCAGCUCCCAAACCAUCAGCAGUGUCUUCAAAGGGAUCGCUGUGGAUGCAGAGCUGGUGGCUAAUGAACUGACUCCCGUGGACAAGCCCAGAGUGACCGGAAGCAUACAGCAAACUCGCAGGAGCAAAGUGCAGCCCAAGAAAGCACAGGAUGUCCCACCAGAGGAGAGCGCUGUGUCCUGGCCCAGAGUCACCCUGAUCCUGGAGCUCCUGCAGCACAAGAAGAAGCUGAAGAGGCCUCAGAUGUUGGUGCCAGCACUUUUCAGCCUUCUCUCCAGGUGUUUAGAGGCGUCGGCGGAGCAGGAGAAUGUGGAGUACACCAAACAGCUCCUCCUCAGUGUCCUCCUCAACAUUUGCCAGAAGCUCUCACCACAGGGAGGACCCAUCAGCAAAGAUGUCUUGGAUGAAGAUAAGUUCAGUGUGGAGCUGGUGGUGCAGUGCGUGAGGACGUCCAGCAUGCCUCAGACUCACCACCACGCGCUGCUGCUGCUGGGCACUGUGGCUGGAAUCUUCCCCGAGAAAGUUCUGCACAACAUCAUGCCCAUCUUCACCUUUAUGGGAGCCAACAUCAUGCGUCUUGACGACACCUACAGCUUCCAGGUCAUCAGCAGGACUGUACAGACUGUCAUCCCUGCCCUCAUCCGUGCUCAUGAGGGCACAGGAACUCAGUCGGAGGGUCAGAUGGAGGCCGUGGUGACCCGUAUUGUGCAAGUUUUCGUCGACGCUCUUCCACACGUGCCCGAGCACCGGCGCCUACCCAUCCUCAAGCAGCUGCUGGAUACGCUGGGGCCGUCCCGCUUCCUCUGGGUCCUCCUGCUGCUCCUGUUCAAACAGCACACCAGCCUCAGCACCGCCGGAGCUGAGAAGGAGGCAGCUCUGGAGCGGGAUCUGGAGUUCUGGAUCUUGGUGUGUUGUGGGUUUGAAGUUCAUGAGCAGCUCACCUCUUUUAUUAAGAUCCUGCAGUUCCUUAUGACUCUGCCACAGGACAAAGAGGAAGUCCCAGAGAAGAAAAGGACGAGAGGACUGAGAAGAGAGAAGAAGGAGGAAAACGUGUCUCAGCUGAUCUUCAGCGUGGAGACCCACAGCGGAAAGGAGCUCCGGCAUUUCAAAUUCCUCUCCGUGUCCUUCAUGGCCCAGCUACUGGCCUCCAGCAGCUUCGUGGGAAAGGUGGCUGACUGUGAGGAUCUGACUGAAAACUCUUUACAGGAACUUCAGCAAAGUCUGUUGGAGGAGAACUUGCGCUACAUUCACACUGUGGCUCAGUGUGUGGAGGAGAACGCAGACAAACCCACAGCCAAGUUCUGGAGGGCUCUGCUCACGAAGUCCUAUGACGUCCUGGACAAGGUCAACGCACUCCUGCCCACCGACACCUUCAUCACGGUGGUGCGUGGGCUGAUGGGUAAUCAGCUGGCAUCGGUGAGGAGGAAGGCGAUGGAGCUGCUCAACAACAGACUACAGCAGAGGAGGAAAUGGGAGGAGCAGCAGGUGGCUGUGCUGCUGGAACUUACCGGUGACCUCCUGGUCAUCGUGGGCCGUGGCAGUGUCCAGGCCGGAGGUCAGGAAGAAGAGGAGCAGGCCAUCAACAGGCAGACGGCCAUCUACAGCCUGAAGCUGCUGUGCCGUAGUUUUGGCGCCGGCCACGAGGAGGCGUUCCUGCCGGUGCUGAGCAGGAUGGUGGAGCUGGUGGCGAACCCUGAGGAGGAGAGGAACGUCAUGGGAAGUGCACUCCUGUGUGUAGCUGAAGUUACCAGCACACUGAAGGCCCUCGCCAUCCCACAGAUACACAGGUUGAUGCCAGCGAUCCUGCAAACCCUACAGGAGCGCAAAGAUCUGCUGUCUAAUGAGGUGUACCUGCUGAGUGCAGUCACAGCCCUGCAGAGGACUGCAGAAACGCUCCCUCACUUCAUCAGCCCUUACCUUGAAGCUACCAUAUUACAGGUGACACGUCUGGUUCGAGUUGCUGAGCGGCUCUCCUCCUGCCCUCAACUGGCUGUCAGACUCUCCUCCCUCAGCUCAACUCUUGCAACCAGAGUGCCCCCCAGGGUCCUACUGCCCACCCUCGCCAAGUGCUACGGCAGCAUGGUGGACUCCCAGCAGAAUCGUAUCGGUCCUCUGAUGAACAUCCUGAAAGAGCACAUUGGUCACCUGGAGAAGGAGCAGCUCACCUCCCACCAAUCAGAGCUCACCUCUUUCUUCCUCUCAUCUCUCGACUUCCGAAGCAAGCACUGCCAGGGGGAUCUGGAGAAGACUGCGGAGAUCGAGGGUUAUGUCAUAGACUGCCUGUUGGCGAUGGUUAUGAAGCUCUCGGAGGUCACAUUCAGACCCCUGUUCUUCAAGCUGUUUGACUGGAGUAAAACAGAAGGAGCAGCUAAGGACCGUAUGCUGACCUUCUGCAGGCUGGCCGACAGCAUCGCUGACCGGCUGAAGGGCUUGUUUGUGCUGUUUGCUGGUCAGCUGGUGAAACCCUUCUCGGACCUGCUCCGCCAACUCAACUCCGCCCAGACUGAUGAGGCCUUCUUUGACUCCGAGGAGGAGGAGGAUGAAGACAACGUGCCGAAAAGCUGCCUGCUGCUGCAGUACAUGCUGGACUGCCUGCAUAAAAUCUUCCUAUACGACACACAGCACUUCCUCAGCAAGGAGAGAGCCGAUGCUCUCCUGGGCCCCCUGGUGGAUCAGGUGGAGAACAUGCUGGGAGGAGAGCAGGUCUACCAGACCCGAGUCACACAGCAUCUGGUUCGGUGUGUGGCUCAGUUCUCUGUUGCGAUGGGAGACGACUCCCAGUGGAAAGUUCUCAACUACCAGAUCCUGCUGAAGACUCGCCACAGCUCACCCAAGGUGCGUUUCUCCGCUCUGCUGAUGCUACUGGAGCUGGCAGGCAAACUGAAAGAGAACUACAUGGUGCUCUUGCCAGAGACCAUCCCCUUCCUGGCUGAGCUCAUGGAAGAUGAAUGUGAGGAGGUUGAACAUCAGGUCCAGAAAGUCAUUCAGGAGAUGGAGACGAUCCUGGGAGAGCCGCUUCAGAGCUACUUCUAACACCAGCGCUCUCCAGCUUCCUGUCAUGCAGUCCAGCUUCACCUCUCCACCCAGUUUCUCUCUGUGUGUCUCUAUGCCGUAUGUGGGCUUUACUGAAACUGGUUCUUCAGAGCUUCUCUGAGCCUCCACACAGUCAGCUUCUGUCUGUCUCUCUGGGAUGAGAGCGCAGACACGUGAUUCGUUCACUCCCAGCGAGUUUACACAUUAACACCCUCAGCAGCCAACACUGACCCUUGGCUCAGAGUCCAGGUGCGCCACACCGGUACAUGACCUCAGAUGUCCAGAAGCACAGAUUUGACCUUGAACUGUUUGAUACUGUCACUGUUAGUGCUUUUAAAAACAUGACUGUUUGUAAAAAAAAAAGCAUCUUUUUUAUGCAUCAAGUAAUAUUUACUGUAUGGGAACUUUGGGAGCUGCAUUGCAUUUGCUCAUGAAAGUGUGACAUGUAUGACGAAAAGAUUGCUGCAUUCUUAUGAUUAAAAAGCCUCUAUUGUAAA